Messenger RNA from Sardina pilchardus (European sardine), 2455 nucleotides. RefSeq names its product coiled-coil domain containing 82 (gene ccdc82). Gene Ontology annotation, cellular component: nucleus. NCBI's taxonomy places the organism in Eukaryota, Metazoa, Chordata, Actinopteri, Clupeiformes, Clupeidae. Bases 642 to 2114 code for a protein of 490 amino acids. The record is from RefSeq and is a predicted model, not a curated record. The transcript has a single exon.
AUCUGUUUGUUUAUUUGUUCACCGGCCUGCCACAUGGUGGAAGUAGAGGGCAAAGCCCCUCUGAUGCACGACGGGGAGAACAAGAAGAAGAAAGGUGUGUGCGCAGUGUGCGUACAUGCCUGACGGAUAGGGGGGAAAAACAGAUCGCCCUAAAUAUUACCCGUUGAUUUCAUUUUUAUCUUCACGUCUGCAGUUUAUUUCAUCGUUUCCAACGCGACAGUUGCUAUAUAUUUCUGAGUUUCUUCAUGUUCCGUGAAGCUGCAUGCAAACGUUUGUGUUGAAGACUGCACACAAUGCAACGGAAUGCUAGCAGGCUAAUGGCUGGCUAGCUGUUUAGGCUGUUGUCUCGAAGACAUUAGACGGACUGCUGGUUUUACGCACUAUGGGAGCUCGUCUGUUGAGGACCAGAAACAUACACGCAGACACUGCUACUUUUUACGGAUAGAAUAUAAGGCGCAAGUCUCACCUCUGCUCGGGUGCAGCUUAUCUACAACCAUUAGCUCACUGCUACAGCUAAACGAAAAACAUUCUUCAAUACAGAAUCAUCCCAAUCAGCUCCAUUGCUAUUAGCGUAGCAGCUAAUUUCCACAACCACGAACAUUUGUUUUUUUAAAUUGUGGGCAUAUCUUCUACGUUUGACAAUGUUCAAAAAUUGGGGGAAACGGAAUAAAUACGGCACCGCGCCAAAGCGUAUUGAUAGCACUAAGACGCGCCAACCCUUCCUGGAUGACAGCGACGAAGAGUCCCUUGCCAGCACUACAAGUGUUAGUUGUUCAGAGAGCGAGUUUGGAAGUUACCGAAGUGGGUCUGACUCCUCCGACGAGUCUGAUGCGAAGAAAAAGAGCUCUGACGACAGUGAUGAUAGCAGCGAAAGUGAGGAAAAAGUGGUUUCUCGGAACAGUCGAAAGCGCUCGGCACCAAGCGCUGCAGCACUAAACGACAGCUCAAGUGAUUCAGACAGCGAUGUUGGUGUACCUGUCAGAAAAAUGGACAAGAACAAGAGGUUUAAAAGGAUAAAAACAGAUGAGGAUACGAAGCAAACAGAUGCUAAACGCAAAGAGCGACAACGCAAACUUGCUGAAUUGGUUCAAAGGAGAAAACAGGGUGUUUCCAGAUCUCAAAGGCGACGAGUUUCAGCUCCGAAGUCGGACAGCGACGAACCCGAGAACUCCAAAGAGGCUGGUAGCGAGGAGAAAGAGAAGGGUAAAGAUAAAGAUGAAGAGGAAGAUAAAGACGAAGAAAAAAAUGACGAGGAAGAGGAAGAAGAGGCCGCGGCUCCCACGAUGGUGCGGAGCAGUGAUGAGAACAGUGCGUCAGAGGACGAUAGCCUCAAAGACUUCAUAGUGGAAGACGAGGGGGGACAGAAUGAUGGCGACGACGCAGAAAAGACCGAUGUACUUUCUCAGCUUCCAUCGCAGUUCAUUACCAGGUCCCCACUCAUUCACUUUCAAGUGGUGGUAAAAUCCUUGCUGAUAAAUGUCCUGGAUGACAACUUCUUGAAGUCCUUGUACAAUGGUGAGCGGACCAAGCGCUAUGCGCUGGAGAUGAAGGAGUCUUUGCACUAUUACGACGAAAGAUUAGUCCUACCGCGGCUGGAGAACCUUAAACUUAGGAGUCGCUGGAAGGAACGCUACAAACAUCGCGUGGAGUGCUACCCACAGGUGCAGGUGAAGCUCACUCAAAGUGGACGGAGGUGUGAGGCUUGCGAGCUGGACCGCACCGGACGUUUCUCUGUGGUGCUGUCCGGCCAGCUUUAUCACGCGAAAACUUUGGAGGAAGAUCAGUUUUUGCCCGAAGACAAGCAGAGCUUCUGUGUUGGCUCUGUCUGCGCCAGCCGAACAGAGGUGUACCACGCGCUGAAACACUUCAAAUACCACCUUUUUGUGGGCUGUCGCACAGUGAUUGAGGAACACAAUGAGAAGGAGAAGGAGAAAGAGAAGGAGAAAGAGAAAGAUGGAGACGGAGAACAAGAAGAUGAAGAAGAACCUGUGAAAGAGACUGUCAAGAAAGUUUUUGCCUCGCUCCUCCAGAAUGGCUGGAUCAAUGAGCAGUAUGACAGUCUUCAGGAGCACCUUAACAAGGCAGACUUCUUCCAAGAGGAGAAAUUGGAUUAGAUCAUUAGUAGGCCUAAUGCAGACGCUUUGGAAGCAGGCCUGCUUUGCUUGACUUUACAAAAAAGAACCCUAUUCACCUUUUAUUGGCAAACACUUGCAUACAGAUACACAUGCAUUCUUUUAACAGAGACUCAAGUCUAACUUUGGUUUUGUUAUUAUCUUUGGUAGUCAUUCUGUGUUCCAUAUCUUUUAUGCUUGCUUUUUAAUCAUAUACCUAAACUUUAGCCAGAGACCAUUUGUUAUCUUUAAAGCAUAAUGUAACUUUGAUCAGGUCUUUUAAUAGUUACUGUAGGAUCCUCUCAUUUAUGUGUAAUGAAAAAUAAAGUAAUCAGAAAAUUGUC